Molecule: messenger RNA, 945 nt
Organism: Melampsora larici-populina 98AG31
Lineage: Eukaryota; Fungi; Basidiomycota; Pucciniomycetes; Pucciniales; Melampsoraceae
Exons: 4
Coding region: 1-945 (314 amino acids)
Source: RefSeq, a predicted model, not a curated record
AUGAGUCACUCGUUUUCCCAUGAUUCCCCCUUUCCAUCCGUCCCGGAUUUCAUAACUAGUCAAGAAGAGCAACCGCGUUACGUUCGAGAAGAACCUUUGGGGGCCACGGCUUUCUCGGGAAUGGAUGAAUACAAGGAAGGGUAUGACUAUUCCCAACCGUGUUCAAGGCGGAGAAAUGCUAAGAGUGUUCGACUAUGUGUCACUGCAAGUGGAAAAUCCAGGAAAUGUGACAGAGGCAGGGUGGCCAACACCAUCAAGCCCCCCCCAGAACGACCAGUUGCUCAGAAUAUUCGAAGAGCUGGUAUGGAAAUGGCCUCUCUAUUUCAAAUUGAUCCUCAAGAACACGGGGCGGCGAGAGCGGAGGGUCCACUGGAAACUGGGCAAGGUAAUACCCAUGUUGCCGCACGCAUCAAAAAAUGGCAGUCCAUCGUCAAACAUGCCGGGGUGGAUUGGGGUCUCACCAAUGAAUCUCAUGGCACCAGAGAGGUACCAAGGAAGCGGGGGAGGGAAGAUGAAUUUUUGUCCGAAGAAGGCAAUCUACGAUCACCAGUGAAGAAAAUAGUCAUUAGAACACAGGCGUCGGCUGGUGAGCAAUGGAAAGAUCAGUCUCGAGGCAAGUUGUUUCUAGAGGAGAACGCUGCUCAACUAACUGGGGAAGAGGCGAACUGGAACUUAGAGGAAGGCAAGAGUUCUGAUGCAACCUCUGAUAUCUGGGGUGAAGUAAUUCCAAGCCCAUUUGAUGGAAAGUUUAUCAUAGAGAAAUUGAAAACGCAAGCCAACGAUAUGGAGAAGUUUAUAGCUAAAAAAACCAAGGAUAUUGCCGGAUUGAUCCCAAAGGGUGAUAAUUUUACAGGCUUUUUAGGUAUUUGGAAUGAUAUGCGGGAUAAGUUCAAAGCUUACAAGGGAGAAGUCAAGCUUAUCGUCAAACCUCUUGAAGGCCAAUGA